This is a messenger RNA of Microcebus murinus (gray mouse lemur), 4816 nucleotides long. The record is from RefSeq and is a predicted model, not a curated record. Lineage: Eukaryota; Metazoa; Chordata; Mammalia; Primates; Cheirogaleidae.
GCACGGCUGCUAGCGGUCGCUGCUCUUCGGCGUCCCGGAGCCGGUGCCCGCAGGAGCCCUCCGCGCCCGGCUCACGGUCGCCCGCCAUGUCCGCCCUGCUGGAGAUCAAGAGCAGCGUGCUCAGGCAGGUGCAGGUGUGCCCGUCCUUCCGCCGCAGGGCUGAGCAGGAGCCAGACAGCACCCAUGCCGACCCGCAGGAGCCCGCCACCGGGGCCUGGAAACCCGGAGACGGCGUGGAGUUCUUCGCACACAUGCGCCUGCUCCUGAAGAAGGGGGAAGGCAGACAGGGCCUGCCAUGCCCCGAGGUCCUCCUGCGCAGCAGCUCUCCAGCCCCUGCUGAGCCCGUGGACCCCAACCGGGGCCUGAGAGCCCUGGCCCAGGAGGAGGUGGAGAUGCUCUACGAGGAAGCCUUGUACACGGUCCUCUACCGUGCGGGGACCAUGGGCCCCGACCAGGUGGACGACCAGGAGGCCCUGCUUGGCUACCUGCAACAGGGGUCCCCUGGGCCCCUCCCACUUGCCCACCCUCCACAGGUGUUUGGCACCAGCCCCGAGGAGCACGCUGAGGCCAUUGGGCGUGUGAAGGCGGCCAAGGCCCCCACGUACGCCCUGAAAGUCUCUGUCAUGCGCGCCAAGAACCUUCUGGCCAAAGACCCCAAUGGCUUCAGCGACCCCUACUGCAUGCUGGGCAUCCUGCCGGCCUCGGGUGCCCCCCGGGAGCCUGGUGCGCAGAAGGAGCAGCGUUUCAGCUUCCGAAAGGGCGGCAAACGUGGCGGCCCACUGCCAGCCAAGUGCAUCCGGGUCACGGAGGUCAAGAGCAGCACGCUGAACCCCGUGUGGAAGGAGCACUUCGUCUUCGAGAUCGAGGACGUCAGCACGGACCAGCUGCACCUGGACAUCUGGGAUCAUGAUGAUGAUGUGUCCCUGGUGGAAGCGUGCAGGAAGCUGAACGAAGUCAUCGGCCUGAAGGGCAUGGGCAGGUACUUCAAACAGAUUGUCAAGUCAGCCCGUGCAAAUGGGACAGCAGGGCCCACCGAGGACCACACUGAUGACUUCCUGGGGUGCCUCAACAUACCUGUCCAGGAGGUGCCUGUGGCUGGCGUCGACCGCUGGUUCAAGUUGGAACCGCGCUCCAGCGCGUCCCGUGUGCAGGGGGACUGCCACCUGGUCCUCAAGCUGAUCACCACGCAGAGGGACACGGCCAUGAGCCAGCGCGGGCGAUCUGGCUUCCUGUCCUACCUGCUGCUGCUCAGCCGCCUGCUGCAGUUCGAGCACCGCGCCGAGGAGCCCAACUCCAGCAGCUGGCGCGGAGAGCUCAGCGCGCCCGCGGCCACCGUGCUCUGCCUGCACGGGGCGCAGAGCAACCUGUCGCCCUUGCAGCUGGCCGUGCUGCACUGGCAGGUCAGCAGCCGCCACCAUCAGACCCGCACGCUGGACUAUGGCUACUUGCUGGGGCUGCUGGAGGACUUGCAGGUGCACUGGGAGGAGGCGGCCUCGCUGCCCCAGGAGCAGGAGGAGAGCCUGGCUGACAGCUUUUCCGCGUUCUCUGAGUUUGGGCUGCGGCUGCUGCGCCAGCUCCGAGACUACUUCCCCGCCACCAACAGCACAGCCGUCUACCGCCUGGAGCUGCUGCUCAAGUGGGUGCAGCUGCGGCGGGGGCGGGGGCGGGGGCGGGGGCGGGGGCUAGUGGGGCAGGCUCUGAGUUACCGGCUGCCUUCACCCAGGUGUCUCAGCAAGCUGCAGCUCUUCCAGCCCUCCUUUGAGAUCUGUCCCUUUGAGACGGAGCUGAACAUGGACAUUGCUGCCGCCCUGAAGAGAGGCAACCGGGAGUGGUACGACAGGCUGCUGAACGCCAAGAGUGCUCGAGAGCAGCCCGGGCCCCAGCGCCUUCCUGGGCUCAUUGAGCUAGCCGACGCCAUCUAUGAUGACCUGCAGUCCUGCUUCAGCAUCUAUGCCAGCCUCUUCCACAGCAUCCUCAAGGUGGACUUCUUCACCCUUACCUUCCGGCAGCUGGAGCGUCUGGUGGCUGAAGAGGCAUGGGUCCUGACAGAGGAGCUGAGCCCCAAGAUGACCCUCCAGGUGGCCUCGGGACUCUUUGAGCUCUACUUGACUCUGGCGGACAUUCAGCGGUUCUGGAGCAGCAUCCCUGGCCGGGACAGCCGCUCCCUGGCCCUGGCCGGCAUCCACGCUCCGUUCCUGCCUGCCGUGAAGCUCUGGCUGCAGGUACUGCGGGACCAGACCAAGUGGCGGCUUCAGGGAGCCGUGGACAUGGACACGCUGGAGCCCACGGACACCACCUCCAAGCACAGCAGCUCCGCAGCCACUGCUGGCCUCUGCUUCAGCCACGUUCAAGAGCUCUGGCUCCGCCUGGCGUGGCCUGACCCGGCACAGGCCCAGGUGCUGGGCACCCAGCUCAGCCAGGACAUGUGUGAGGCUGUCCUCUUCUACACGGAGCUGCUUCGGAAGAAGGUGGACACUCAGCCCGGGGCUGCUGGUGAGACAGUGAGCGAGCCACUCUGCGUGGUCCUCAACAACGUGGAGCUCGUGCGCAAGGCUGCCGGGCAGGCCCUGCGGGGCCUGGCGUGGCCGGAGGGGCCCUCGGGGCUUGAGGGGGUGCUUCCCCGCCCCCUGCUCAGCUGCAUGCAGACUCUGGACGAGGACCUGCAGCGGGAGGCCCGCACUGUGACGGCGCACCUGACCUCCAAGAUGGUGGGCGACAUCCGCAAGUAUGUGCAGCACGUCAGCCUCUCCCCCGACUCCAUUCAGAAUGAGGAGGCUGUGGCCCCGCUCAUGAAAUAUCUGGACGAGAAGCUGGCCCUGCUGAACACCUCCCUGGUGAAGGAGCACCUGAGCAGGGUGCUGGAGGCCCUCUGGGAGCUGCUCCUGCAGGCCAUCCUGCAGGCACUGGGCGCAGACCGAGACGUCUCUGCUGACUUCUAUGGCCGCUUCCACUUCACACUGGAGGCCCUGGUCGGUUUUUUCCAUGCCGAGGGCCAGGGCCUGCCCCUGGAGAGCCUGCGGGACGGAAGCUACAAGAGGCUGGAGGAGGAGCUGCGGCUGCACAAGUGCUCCACCCGCGAGUGCAUCGAGCAGUUCUACCUGGACAAGCUCAAGCAGAGGUCCCUGGAGCAGAACCGGUUUGGACGCCUGAGCGUCCGGUGCCAUUACGAGGCGGCCGAGCAGCGGCUGGCCGUGGAGGUGCUGCACGCCGCCGACCUGCUGCCCCUGGACGCCAACGGCCUGAGCGACCCCUUUGUGAUCGUGGAGCUGGGCCCGCCGCACCUCUUCCCGCUGGUCCGCAGCCAGAGGACGCAGGUCAAGGCCCGCACGCUGCACCCGGUGUACGACGAGCUCUUCCACUUCUCUGUGCCUGCAGAGGCGUGCCACCGCCGCGGGGCCUGCGUGCUGUUCACGGUCAUGGACCACGACUGGCUGUCCACCAACGACUUUGCCGGAGAGGCGGCCCUUGGCCUGGCCGGCGUCAGUGGGAUUGCACGGCCCCAGGUGGGAGGGGCCGUGAGGGCUGGGCAGCCUGUCACCCUGCACCUGUGCCGGCCCAGAGCCCAGGUGAGGUCGGCGCUGCGGAUGCUGGAAGGGCGCGGCAGCAAGGAGGCACAGGAGUUCGUCAAGAAACUCAAGGAGCUGGAGAAGUACAUGGAGGCCGACCCCUGAGCCCCCACCCCCAGCCCUCCCCAAGUGCCCUGUGGUGUCCUGCUCACCGUGGCUAGCUUUGUGCAGCCAGCACCCAUGGCGCCCCUCCCAGCUGUGUGACGUGUGUGCUGUGGCUGGACCCCUGGCUUCCACCUGCCCUGGCUGUGUCCCUGUGCUGUGUGCUGUGAACCGUGUGCCCCAGCCCCCAGUCUGGGUAGCCAGCUCGGCAGGACCUGGCCAGCAGCUGCCCCCUGGACACAGCGGAUGACAGUGGGCCUGGCUACAGGUGGGCUUCUCCACCCAUGACCUUGGACAGGUGGGCGGGCACCUGGUCUUGGUGGCUUUGCUCCCUAGGGGACACGGGGCAACGUCUGGAGAUGUUUUUGGUGGUUGCCACUGGGGAGUGCAGGGGGUUGGGGGGACUAUGGGAACCAGUGGGUAGAGGCCGGGGGGGCGCUGCUCAGCAUCCUGCCAUCAAUCAGCCCCUGACAGAGCCACAGGGCAGAGCCCCAUGGCAGAGGAAGCUCCCUCUUCUGUCUCUGUAGGGGGAGGGCGAGGCCUCCGCAGGCCUGAGGGGCAGGAAGGCCGGUGAUGAGGUUUGGGCAGCCCAAGCCUUGGAGGGAAGCAGCUCCUGGGACCCAGGUGCAGGCAGUGGUGAGAGCAUGGUGUGUUCAGUGGCCCUCUCCCGGCUGUGGAAUCCUCCACCCAGAGUGGAUGUGGAGGGCAGGUCUGCUACGAACUGCACAGGCCUCCACUCCCCACCGGGCUCUAGGCCUGGGAGAGGUUCCCGCAGGGUCACUCUGUGAAGCUGUGGCUAUCAACCAAGGCGGUGGUCAGUGUAAGGAGCUCCGUGCCCACUGGUCACUGUCCUUUCACAUACACAUACGUGACCACACAGGACUUAUUCUGUGGCCCAGACCCUUCCUUACCAGAGACCAAGAGUCCUCCAGCCCCUACCAGGCCCAGCGCAAAGAACCAGACUCACACAGGGGCUCCUUCCCAGCCAGCAGCUUCAUUGAGAGGCUCCAAGGCGGGACCCAGAGCAAGGCCGUGAGAAGCUGGAUGGCCAGUCCUCUGGGGGCGAGACCGCCAGGCCUGCCUGUGUUCCCAUGUCUCUCAAUUUCCUUGUCACCCAGUCUCUGCAAUACACACGCCUGCAACCUUCA